Messenger RNA from Taeniopygia guttata (zebra finch), 3036 nucleotides. NCBI's taxonomy places the organism in Eukaryota, Metazoa, Chordata, Aves, Passeriformes, Estrildidae. The record is from RefSeq and is a predicted model, not a curated record.
UCUAUGACACCCCACACCUGUGAUACCCCCCACACCUGCUGAACCCCAAAACCCAGUGACACCCCACACACCUGCUAACCCCAAAACUCAGUGACACCCCACACAUCUGUGGAACCCCAUCCCUGCCGAACCCCACAUCCAAGGUACCCCACACCUGUGGAACCCCAUUUGGGCAGCACCCACACCUGUGGCACCCCAUCCCUGCCGAACCCCACAUCCAAGGUACCCCACACCUGUGGCACCCCACACACCUGAGCCUCCCCGCCCCAGGACACGCCCACACCUGCCCUGCCGCCCCAUGGGACGGGCCAGCCCUGCCCUGAGGACACCAUGUCCCCCCUGGGACCCCCGAUGUCCCCUCGCCCCAAAACCCAGCAGACCCCUCAUUAAUUAUUCAUGAGGGGGCGUGACCACGCGGCCGCAUAACAAGCAGCGCGCCCCUCUCGUUAUGGUGGGGCGUGGCUUAAUUUAAAUAUUCAUGAUGGGCGGGGACAACGCGGGCGGGAAACGCCGCGCGCGAGCCGCUCGCGCCCCGCCCUCUCCCCCCCCAACCCCUCACGCCGAAAAGAGCCGCGGGCAAAAAGGCGGGAAAAUGAUUCUUGCCCAAAAUUCGCCUAAGUUCACCUAAAAAAGAGCCGGAAUUGCCAAUAACACGAAGGAAACAGCGCUGAAGGGGCGCGGUGUUGUUGUCUGUGAUCCUUUCCUCCCUCCAACGCGUCUGUGUUUUUAAUAUUUGCCAACAUUUCUGCUCCCGGCUGAGGCUCCCCAACACAUCUGUGCUGCCUGUACACACUCCGACGACCAGAACCUCUUUCAACCCCAAUAGGUGAUGCUGCGCGGGCCGCGGCAGCGAUGACCCCGAGCGCGGAGCGCGGCCGCGGAGCGCGGCCCCGGCAGCCGCGGAGACGGAAACGCUGCCGCUCCGUCCGCACCCCGGCCACGGCUGGCACGGCUCCCCCUGGCACGGCUCCCCCUGGCACGGAUCCUCCUGGCACGGAUCUGCCUGGCACGGAUCUGCCUGGCACGGAUCUGCCGGGCACGGCUGCCCCGGCCUCGCCCGCGCUGGGGCAUUUCCAAACGCUCCCCUUGGAGCUCUUCCAGAUGCUGCUGAAUUAUCUCCCAGUGAAGGACAUCAGCACGCUGAGCAUGGUGUCCAAGAGCAUCAGCGCCCGCCUGAUCCGCUACAUCGCCACGGCCGCGGGGAGCCGCCGCCUGCUGCUGCAGGACUUCCACCAGGAGCCGCCGGCCCCGAGGGGAGCCGCCUCCAUCCUGGAGCACUACCGAGCUCUGGGGCUGCUGCUGAAGCGCUGCACGCUGCUGCUGCCCACCCGGGACAGGCUCCGGUCCGUGCAGCGCCUGCUCCAGGGGGUUUCCUGUUUCAAGCUGAGCGGCUGCGCCGUUCCCCUGCGCUGCCUGGGGCUGCGCUGCUACGGGGAGUUCCUCCAGAUCCUGACGGCGGGCUGGGAUGAGCUCGAGUGCCACCGGGUGUUCAACUUCCUCUGGGAGCUCAGCAAUUUAGCCCGCAAGGUGCAGACGGUCGUCAGCAGCAAACCAGGCAGCGCCCGGCGGCUGGAGCUGCGGAUCCGCCUGUUCUGCCGGGGGGUGCUGCUGUCCCCGGGCAGCCGCCGCAGCGACUCCGCCUUUUGGCUCACUCGCAUCCUCAAGCCCUGGCCCAUGGUUAACCAAGCUCGCCUGCUCUACAUCAUCUUCGGGCCCGUGUCCUCCCGCGAUGGACACGUGGUGUGGCAGAAAAUGACAGAAGGACCAACAGACGAGAGCAGUCUGAAGGGUUUGGCUGAUGCAAUUAAGCUGCUGUAUGGUACAGAAGCUAGAGAAUGGACAGCAGAUGAUGUUAUCAGUCUUGUGGAUGAGCUGUCAGUGGUUCCCCAGGAGUGGCUGAUGGAGAACAACGCUCGGCUGCUGCUCCUGAGUGGGAACAGCAUCUGCUUCACCUUCCUGGCCAGCAAAGCUGUCAAUGGCAGGGCUGUGGAGCUGGCCAAGCUCAUGGUCUUCAUGGUUCUGGUGUGUGAGAAGGACCUGUACUGCAUGGACUGGGCAGUGAGGAUGAUGCAGAAGGUCUGCAAGGUUUUCAGCACUCCUUGGGAGAGGAACAACUUCCUGCAGUGCCUGGAGAACUGCUUUGCUCGCAUGCUCAUGGACAUGCUGCAGGCAGUGCUGGCUGGGGACAGGGAUGAGGAGGACAGCAGCUUCCUGAACCUCUUCCACCUGAUGAACGCACAGGCCAACUUCCACAAGGAAAUCCUCUCCCUGGCCAUGGGCAGCAGCAGCAGCAGCAGCACCUGAGCUGCACGGAGGAGCCCUGCUGGAUUCCUCCUGCUUUUCCUUGGAGUUUUUGCAGAGAAGUCUCAGAUUAUUCCUGAAUUUCCCACCCCAGACGCUGCAGAGGUUGGGCCCAUGCAGCUGAGCGAGCUCAUGGAGGGCUUGGGCAGUGGAAUUCCACCCCAGGGAAGAGGGCUGGGAACACAAUCCGCAUUCUUUUCCCACUGUGCAUCUUUGCACACACACUAAAAAUGACACAGCUCCCACAGCUGAUGUGCAGACACCAGCUGAGGCUCGUGUUGGCUCAGCCCAGAACCCAAAACAUUCCGAGCUCUUCAAUUCGUUUUCUCUUGGGAAUCUGAGGAGAAAUUUGGGUGGGAUUUGAGGAAGCUGCAUUUUUCCAGCUUGCCAAAAUCUCUGACUCAGCUCUGAGACAGAAAUGCUCCACAGUUUGUACAUUCAGCUUUAGGCAAAGGGGAUUUCUGAAAGCAAUUCCACUGCUUUGAUCGACCAAGGCAUUUCCUCCUCUCAAUCUCCAGGUUGUAUAAAGCAAAAUAAACUUCAAACCUCUCCCCCUGCCCCAGGUAGCAACUGUUGAAGUGUUUUAGGAUUUAGCCAAGUUGAAGACACCCAUUAAAUGAAAACACUGGUUCAUUAAAUGGAUAAAUGUUUGCUGCUCAGAGAAGGGUUGGAUUUUCUGCUCUCUUGCCUUCCAGACAAACCCCUGUGAUGGCAAUAAAAUGCUCUCCCUCCCUC